Vigna umbellata (rice bean) is the source of this 803-nucleotide messenger RNA. RefSeq names its product protein RICE FLOWERING LOCUS T 1-like. Lineage: Eukaryota; Viridiplantae; Streptophyta; Magnoliopsida; Fabales; Fabaceae. The record is from RefSeq and is a predicted model, not a curated record.
CAAGCAUAUAUCUUGUAUAUCAUGGCACGAGAGGAUCCUCUUUCUAUUGGUGGUGUGAUAGGGGAUGUUCUGAACCCUUUUACAAGCUCAGUUUCUCUCACAAUUUCCAUCAACAACAGAGCGAUUAGCAAUGGCUAUGAACUGAGGCCCUCUCACGUUGUUAACCGCCCUAGAGUUACUGUAGGUGGUGAAGACCUAAGGACCUUCUACACUCUGGUUCUGGUAGAUGCAGAUGCACCUAGCCCUAGUAACCCCGUCUUGAGGGAAUACCUCCACUGGAUGGUGACAGAUAUUCCAGCAACAACAAAUGCAAGCUUUGGUAGGGAGGUUGUGGUUUAUGAGAGUCCACAACCUUCAGCAGGGAUUCAUCGACUUGUGUUUGUGUUGUUCCAGCAAUUGGGCAGAGACACUGUCAUCAGCCCAGAACUUCGUCAUAAUUUCAAUUCCAGAAACUUUGCUGAAAAUAAUAACCUCACACCUGUUGCAGCAGCUUAUGUCAACUGCCAAAGAGAGCGUGGGUGCGGUGGAAGGAGGUACUGACUUCAGUAAGGAAUUUCGAGAACGUGUUAAGUAAUUAAUAUGAUAUAUAAUGUCAAAUAAAGAAAAAUAAUAGGUGUUUAGAGCAAUAGUUAGCACACCACUAUCAGUUAAUGAGAGAAAAAUAACAAGUUAGAACUAAAUAAAUAAAAUCUCUCUUUUUAAAGAAUUACAGAAGGUUAUCUUCAACACUAGAGUCUAUCAUUCAGAUACUUCAACAGAUUAUGGCUGCAACUCAAGAAAAAAGAAGAAAAAAAGUGUAUGCA